Physeter macrocephalus (sperm whale) is the source of this 498-nucleotide messenger RNA. RefSeq names its product mucosal pentraxin-like. Gene Ontology annotation, molecular function: complement component C1q complex binding. Gene Ontology annotation, biological process: innate immune response. NCBI's taxonomy places the organism in Eukaryota, Metazoa, Chordata, Mammalia, Artiodactyla, Physeteridae. The transcript is spliced from 2 exons. The record is from RefSeq and is a predicted model, not a curated record.
AUGGAGAAGCUUCUUCUGGGUGCCCUGCUUCUCACCUUUCUCUCAGAGGGUAUGACACAGAAAGACUUGAGAGGGAAGGUGUUUAUUUUCCCUGAAGAAUCAAACAAAGCCCAUGUGUCCCUGAUCCCCAGGGUGAAGAAGCCACUGAAAAGUUUCACUCUGUGCCUGAAAGCCUCCACAGACCUCACCCCCUCUUACAGCCUCUUCUCCUACAGCACUAGGUCUACAGACAAUGAGCUGCUUCUCUUUGUCGACAAAGUAGGAGAGUACUAGCUGUACCUUGGGAACACCAGGGUCACUUUCAAGGUCCCCCUGUCCCCUUAUGCCCCAAUCCAUCUCUGUGCAAGCUGGAAGUCUGCCUCUGGGAUUGCUAAACUCCGGGUGAACAUGAAGCCCGUGGGAAGGAAGGGUUUGAGGAAAGGGUACUCCUUGGGAGCAGGGGCAAGCAUCAUCCUGGGACAGGAGCAGGAUUCCUGUCCAUUUUUCUGGCUCUGUUAA